AUGCAGGUCUUCCAACGUGAAGAAAGACGGGACCGUGGUGAUGGCCGGCGUUCAUCCUCUGCAGAGCAGAAACAGAUAAAACAUAAAACAACCACCCGGGCAGAUGAAAAGGAGAGCAAGGAAAGAGACAAUAAGAACGAAAACCCAUAUCUGCGGACCGCCAAGGGAUGCAUCCAAGGCCAUGUACAGGGCAAGAUUCAAUGA
Molecule: messenger RNA, 204 nt
Organism: Penicillium atrosanguineum
Lineage: Eukaryota; Fungi; Ascomycota; Eurotiomycetes; Eurotiales; Aspergillaceae
Product: Serine/threonine-protein kinase SCH9
Exons: 2
Coding region: 1-204 (67 amino acids)
Source: RefSeq, a predicted model, not a curated record